Molecule: messenger RNA, 450 nt
Organism: Brugia pahangi
Lineage: Eukaryota; Metazoa; Nematoda; Chromadorea; Rhabditida; Onchocercidae
Source: the annotation of a GenBank genome assembly
AUGGCCGAUCAGCUCACCGAGGAGCAAAUUGCAGAAUUCAAAGAAGCAUUUUCCUUGUUCGAUAAAGAUGGCGAUGGUACAAUUACAACAAAAGAAUUGGGUACGGUUAUGCGAUCGCUAGGCCAGAAUCCGACUGAAGCAGAAUUACAGGAUAUGAUCAACGAAGUUGAUGCUGAUGGUAACGGAACGAUUGAUUUCCCGGAAUUCCUCACCAUGAUGGCACGGAAAAUGAAGGAUACAGAUAGCGAAGAAGAGAUCCGUGAAGCCUUUCGAGUAUUCGACAAGGAUGGUAAUGGUUUCAUAUCUGCAGCCGAAUUACGUCAUGUUAUGACUAAUCUUGGUGAAAAACUGACCGAUGAGGAAGUGGAUGAAAUGAUUAGGGAAGCUGAUAUUGAUGGUGAUGGUCAGGUCAAUUACGAAGAGUUUGUGACUAUGAUGACAACAAAAUGA